UUGGACGCUGAGUAAGGCUUCACCUCUUGUUCUGUGCAGUUAUGUCUGCAGCAUGCAAUCACUCCUGUUAUCUCAAUAGAGGAGUUCAGCACCAUGGACAAGAGCAGCCAACGGUCUUAAAUAAGAUAAGAACUGCUGAUGAGCAGCAUGUCUUGAUCGAAGGCACAAUGGUGUUAGAAGCCCUAAUGGAGUUUAAACCUACCUCCUAUCAGUUUUCAGUUGUAAUAUUUAACCACUAAGCCUCGACUGUAAUGUUUAAGAAAAUCAACGCAGCUUUUCGUCCAAACCAUGGGCAUCGCUCACGGGACGGGUUCAGGAACAAAGAUGACUACCACAGCGCGUGCACUGUAAAGUUGGUGCGCAGCACGUCGAUGCUCGUGGUCGGGGAAAGCAAUCGAGACUCGACGCUGAAGCGAAGCAUGAGCGCCGUGAGUGUUGAGUCCAGUAUGGCCCUUUAUUAUUACCAGAGCCGAGAGGACCGAGUGUGGCUCUAUUCCCAGAACCAGAACUGUUUAGAGUACUUACAGGAGCUGGUAGCGCUCAGGCGUCAAUACACCAAAAGCAUCAACGACCUGAAUCAUGGGGAACGUAAAGAGAGCGCGUCCCGCAAGAAGCCCGCGCCACAGCCACCUCGACCGCGACAAAAAACAGCACAGUUUUCACGGCCUGAACCUUCUGCUCCACCAAUUCCGAAUGAAGAAGACACGCUUCAGUUCUUUGAUGCAAUAAUUGCAAGCUGUGAUCCAGAGCCCCAACGAAAACCCCACAUAGACACUGGACAUGCAGAUGUGGACUUUAUAGUGGCAACCAGUACCAGUGAGCAUGACCUUCACUCUAACUGGAUGCUUCGAGACCCUCGUCGAAUCUCUAUGACAGAGUCACAGCCCAAGUCUUCAGCUAUCAACCCUGGCCAAGCAGCCCAGCAGAAGGGAGACAUGGGGAGCACAAGCAGUAGGAGACGCUUGCAACGAAAUCCUAUCCACCUGCCCAAAGUGGUAGAGAGUGCUUUUCAGACGUUGCGGUUCAAACCCAAAUUGAAAAAGAAAGACUCCCAGCUUAAGUAACCGCACUGGAGGGACUUAUAUAUUAAUUUUAGUGCCCAAAGGACAAUAAAAACUCUGGACCAAUUAAAGGAAGCCUGGGUAAAGUGAAUAUACAACAAAAUUAUGCAAAGCUAUUGUGAAACAGAGAUGUAAGAAGUGAUGUAAUUUUAGUCUUUCAAAGCUUACUCACUGCCACAGCUUCAUAAAUUAUCCAUCAGAUCAGUUUCUUUCUCUGUAGCUCUCAGUAACCAACUUUAAAAGGCAUCACCAGAGCAUAACCACAUUGCACCGAUUCCUUGCAGGCUUGGAAACUUUAAUUUCCUUAGCACAAAUUAAAGGACUCAUUCGUAUAGCAUUUCUCAAAAUGCUGUUUUAAUUCAGCUUCAAUGCAGAAAACCAUAUGGAAGAGUCCAUGUCAAGUUAAACUUCCUACAGUUUUUUCUUUAGUCUUCCUUUAAUGUCUGUUUUAGUCUUUAGACACACAGUGAGCAAAGCCAAAGGCAACUGUAGCAAGGAACGAAAGAAACUUUACAUUUGUUAUUUCUGAUGCACAGACGUACAUUUUCUGUAGAGUAAAAUUUUGGAUCAGCUUGCUGUGGCUAUGCUUUCUUACAAAACACCUAUUAAAGUGGUAUUUAAAGUGCCUCGGAUAAAAGCUUUAUACAAUAAUGUUUAUGAAUGAUCUGCAUUUAUUUUUAA
This is a messenger RNA of Paramisgurnus dabryanus, 1742 nucleotides long. RefSeq lists its product as uncharacterized. NCBI's taxonomy places the organism in Eukaryota, Metazoa, Chordata, Actinopteri, Cypriniformes, Cobitidae. The record is from RefSeq and is a predicted model, not a curated record.